AUGCGGAUGCCAGCACAACUCAACAUACCCAAGGCCACUCGAGACUGGGUAGCAGACGCCAAAGUCUUAUACAUAGCGGCUGAAGUCUUCGAGGCACUCCAGCUACCCGUCGGGAUUAGGAUCAAUCACCGCUUGAUCCUGAACGGCAUGUUUGCAGCAAUUGGUGUCCCACAAGCCCUCUUGCGUCCCAUUGGCUCAGCAGUCGACAAGCUCGACAAAUUUCCGUGGAGCGAAACCAAGAAAGAAAUGGAAGAAAAGGGUCUCGAGUCCAGUAUCGCUACCGAACUGGGUGAGUAUCUGCUGCGAGAAACAGUAGCAGAUAUUACCUCGAAAUUGGCACUCCUUACUUCAGACACAUUCCUAUCGACCAACACGGACGUAAGACAAGGCGUGGAAGAGAUGGAACUGCUCAUGCGAUAUCUCAGCGCCUAUGACGUCGCCAAAUAUGUCCAACUGCAGCUGUCGUUAGCCCGAGGACAAGACUACUACACUGGCCUGAUAUAUGAGGUUGUCCCUCAGUACCAGGCAAGCACAUCCAUUGGCAGUAUUCCAGCCGGAGGCCGGUACAACAAUCUUGUAGGCAUGUUCAGCGGUCGAGACGUUCCAUGCAGUAAAGAGCAGAAGAAGCCGGUAAUUUACAGGCGCAACAUCGAUGUUUGGAUAGUGAUUGCACCGAAUAGUAGCACCUUGAUUGAACAAGGGAUGGUUCUUGCGAGAGAGCUUGGGUACUCUAGCAUCAGCGCUACAUUUGACGCAAAAGCCGAUAAGCAACCAAUGAGGCAGGUAGAUGCUGCCGAGAAGACGGCGGCGAUGAUAGUGUUGUUGGAAGAUGAUGCAGUCUCUGGGAUACGACUCAAGAUGGCCUCAUUGUCGGACAAAAACAUCGACGCCGCAGCGCCUAUCCCCCGCGACAUGUGGUCGGCGAGGUGA
Exserohilum turcica Et28A is the source of this 930-nucleotide messenger RNA. RefSeq lists its product as uncharacterized. The transcript is spliced from 3 exons. The coding region runs from base 1 to 930 and encodes 309 amino acids. Lineage: Eukaryota; Fungi; Ascomycota; Dothideomycetes; Pleosporales; Pleosporaceae. Gene Ontology annotation, cellular component: mitochondrion; cytoplasm. Gene Ontology annotation, biological process: mitochondrial translation. The record is from RefSeq and is a predicted model, not a curated record.